GCCUGCCAUAUUGCGCGUGACAUCGGCGGUGCAGACGUUGCUCGCGUCCAGGCUGUCGCGCGACUCGAUGGCGGAGUGAAUCGGGUGCCCGAGGGAGCAACGAGUCCACCGUCGUAUCGACGAGCGGUCCCCAGGUCGCUCUCGGUGAUCCAGCAGCAGCAGCAGUUCCGUUCUCCCCGCGUCGCCGACCCACGAGCACGCGUGCAAAAUGUCGACCGGUCCUUACAAUUACUCCUACAUCUUCAAGUACAUCAUCAUAGGGGAUAUGGGGGUCGGCAAGUCGUGCCUGCUUCACCAGUUUACGGAAAAAAAAUUUAUGGCGGAUUGUCCACACACCAUCGGCGUCGAGUUCGGGACUAGGAUCAUCGAAGUAGCGGGGCAGAAAAUAAAGCUGCAGAUCUGGGACACCGCCGGGCAGGAACGAUUCCGAGCGGUUACCAGAUCGUACUACCGGGGUGCGGCCGGGGCUUUAAUGGUGUACGAUAUCACGCGCCGUUCGACUUACAAUCAUCUCAGUAGCUGGCUGACGGACACGAGAAACCUGACGAAUCCAAGCACUGUCAUAUUCUUAAUUGGCAACAAGAGCGAUCUCGAGGGCCAACGUGACGUUACCUACGAGGAAGCGAAACAGUUCGCCGACGAGCAUGGCUUGAUGUUCGUCGAAGCCAGUGCGAAGACAGGGCACAAUGUGGAAGAAGCCUUCCUGGAAACUGCAAAGAAAAUAUUCCAAAGUAUACAGGACGGACGAUUGGACCUAAAUGCAGCGGAGUCCGGCGUACAACACAAUCCCAGCCAACCGGGUCGUACCAGCCUCCAAGGAGUGUCCAAUGAACAGCAGGGAGGGAAGGACUCCUGCUCCUGUUAGGUCUUAUUUCAUUUGUUUGUAUAUAGAUAUAUUAAUUGAUCGGUACUAUUAAUGCAUAUAUGAUUUGUACUAAGUGUAGCUGGCAGAUUGUCUCAUAGCUUGUAUCCUCCCUUUGAUAAGCAAGGUCCAUUUAAGAGCAACAACUAAACCGAACCGUAAAUUCCGAGAAUUCCAGUUCUUUCUUUGUCUCAACUUAUCGCGUUGCGAUUUCUAUUGAUAUUAAUACUAUAUAAAUAAAUAAUACGACACGAUAUAAAGACGUACGCGGUAAAAAAAGUGAUUCCAAUGAUGCUACUACUAGUUCCCGACGCGGCACGAAUGAUAUCUACGAGUGAAGCGCAGCUUUUCUAUGAUUAUUACAACUUGUUACUAUUUUGUAUAUUCCAUGCAUUUCGUUGUGUAGCCAGUUAAAGGAAGAUGAUUCGUUUAGAGCCGGCCAAUACGCACGCGCGCCCAAUAGCGCCCACGCGGCAGGCCGAUUAAAUCCUCAUCCGUUUGACUGGAAAUGCGUUGCCGAAACGGCUCGACGUUUAGGUAAUAAAUAAGAGCGACGGGAUUACACUCACUCAAUCCGCAUGGGAGGAUCAUACGUUCGUUGUAACGCGCAAGUUCUCGCUCGAAGAAGUUUAAUCGGUGGAAAAUUUAAUUUAAAUUGCAAACGCCCACCUUUCCGAUCACUUUUGAGACCUCCUUUGCUGGUGAGACAUGCACUGCGGGCUUUGUGAUUUUAGUUCGAAACUUCGAGACUCGUUAGACAGAGAGAGGAAGAGUAGGGAUCAAUUUUCUUUUUUAUUAAUAGUUCAAAGAUACAUCUAUUCUUGAGGAAACGCGUAAAUAUAUAUACGUACAUACAUGCUGAUACGAAAUUUGACACGUAUCGUUUUUUAGUACGACGAAUUGAGAUGGAAUUGUUCAACUCUCUUCUUUCAUAAUCGAUCUAUAGCUCGAAAUUCCAAGUUUUCGUUUUCUACGAAAGAGUCGAGAUUAGCAGGUGUAGUUAGCACGUUACUUGAAUAUAUUACGCAAGAUAAUGUAGCUUGUGAGUGUAUAUUGCCAAGCGUUUUAGCCUUUUCUUUCCUUCUCGCAUAUUUUCCGAUCUGCCAAGAUCUCUGUAAACGUGUUACGCCUUAAAUUGAAAAGCAGGAUUAGCAAGCUCUGAUUUUGCAAGUGUUGCCUGCUGCAUCGAGGCCUCUCAUAGACACUCGAGUUAUUCAAAUAUCGGUAUAUAAAUUGAUGCGCCUUGAAAAAGUUAUAUAAGCGCUAUCUUGUUAUGAUUUGAUGGUACAAAGGUAAUGCCUGAUAUCACCGAGGCAUCUCUAAGUGAAACAGAAAAUAGAAAGAGAGAGAGAGAGAAAUGAAAGAAAGUCGCAACGAACAGUGAUUUGAACAUGAUUUACGUUCUCUUCAAUGUUGUGUGUGUCUUGUAAACAAUUUGUAUUAUUGGUAGCACGAGAAAAUGCGAAGAUCGCCUCCAAUAAACUUGACCAAAGUUUUAUGGAUCUGUUCGAAUCGUAGGUAAUCGUCGUUUUACUGCACCCUUUAAUUUAAUCGUACCAUGUGUUUAAAGUACUCUAAGAAACAAAAUACGAAAUAAAUUUAAAGUUGAUCA
Messenger RNA from Ooceraea biroi (clonal raider ant), 2474 nucleotides. It is a transcript of the gene Rab14, whose product is annotated as RAS oncogene family member Rab14. Gene Ontology annotation, cellular component: trans-Golgi network; recycling endosome; phagocytic vesicle. NCBI's taxonomy places the organism in Eukaryota, Metazoa, Arthropoda, Insecta, Hymenoptera, Formicidae. The record is from RefSeq and is a predicted model, not a curated record. Gene Ontology annotation, molecular function: GTPase activity; GTP binding. Gene Ontology annotation, biological process: endocytic recycling; defense response to bacterium; phagosome maturation.